Messenger RNA from Racocetra fulgida, 171 nucleotides. NCBI's taxonomy places the organism in Eukaryota, Fungi, Glomeromycota, Glomeromycetes, Diversisporales, Gigasporaceae. The record is from the annotation of a GenBank genome assembly.
GCGUGGUUACAAGUGUGAAAGUAGUUGUGUAUGUAGAUGUGAGAGUAGGUGAGGAAAUAGAUAUUGGAUAUAAAUUCAAUCUAGAUAUCGGUAAUUUAACAUCAAAUGUAAGUGCUGCAGAUAUUGUAGAAAUAUUUAAGAGAGAGGGAUUAAAAGUAUGUGUUUCUAAAA